Meloidogyne enterolobii is the source of this 641-nucleotide messenger RNA. The record is from the annotation of a GenBank genome assembly. Lineage: Eukaryota; Metazoa; Nematoda; Chromadorea; Rhabditida; Meloidogynidae.
CUAUAAAUCUGUAAAAUUCAUAAAAAGACACUACCUCCUAAAUGUCCUCAACCAGCAACACAGCCCGUUCUGGAAAUGUCCUUGUACUGCUCGAUCUCUACACCUCAGGGUUUGCUUCAUCCUCCGCCUCCCCAACAAUUCCAAUGCUUACCUCACUUACAAUGCAUACACUUUAUGCCAUUUCUUUGUUAAUUUAUUCAAUAAACUCGUUUUUCAAUUGGAUAUAUCUUUACAACCUUUUACAAGGAUUUUUGACUUCCUUUUCCCUUCAUUUUUGGUUUGUACUUGUUUUGGUAGUUGCUACUGUUUCUGGUUCUAUGUUGAUUAUUUUACUUGUGAUGCUUUGUAUAGAAAAUGCCUUUGUUCAUCGCUUGGAUGUUGCUGAACACAAAAAUGGAUUAGCCUUUAUUUGGGAGGCAUUUUCUGAAUGGCUACAAGGCUUCAACAACUUUCGUGUUGGCUUUCUCUUUAUGGCACUUCACGAUGUUCCCAUUUCAUUAGCUAAUUUUUUCUUAUUAAGUGCUUGUCGCUGCGGUGUUGCGAUGGCCAUUAUUCCUUUCUGUGUUUGGAACAACAUUAUCUCUAAUUUGGAGGCUUGUUCUCUUAUAUUUCGCUUACUCUCGCCUUUUAUUUCCUUCUAA